GCCUGGGGCUGGGUGGCGGGUGGCGGCAGGCAGGCGGGAGGAGCCAGAGGGCGGGGCCUGGGGUGAUUCACCUGCCGAGCGGACUCGGACUCGCCCCAGUUCCGGACCUGGGCGGCCCGGCCCUGCGGCGCCACUCCCCACCCCGAGCGGACUUCGGAACUGUCCUGGGACCCACGGGCUCCGAAACUCGGGCGGACGCGAGCCCGGCAGGUCUGUGCCCUGCGAGGAUGCGCGCUCUGCCUGCCCAGGAUGCAUCCGCCAGCGAACGGCCACCUCCCCCGGACCCCGAGGAGGUGCGGGACCCGCACGCGGCGCGGCCGGCGCGCAGGAGCGCGGUGGAGAGGCUCGCUGCGGACCGAGCCAAGUACGUUCGAGGCCUGCCGGGGACCCAUGCGGACCCCGCUUCCGAGAGCGGCAGCCCCGGGGCGCCCGCGGGGCAGCACUGCGACCCGGCUGCUCCGGCCCGCGUCCCAGCACCGGUAGCGCGCAGGGUUAUCGCGCGGAAGCCUCUGAGGCCUGACUCACUGGUCAUCUACCGGCAAAAAUGCGAGUUCGUCCGAGGGCCAGGUACCGACGGCCCCAGGGGAGGCCUGGUGAAGAAAUUUUUCCAGGGACCAGGCAAAGACAAGGCCCUGGAGCCCUACCAAACAACCGGGGCAGGGGAGGAGAGCAAGGCGGGCGGCGGGGAGGCCGCACCCAUCAAGCCUUGCCAGGAGGCUGCGACCGCUCCCCGACUCCCUAUCGGGGGCCCAGAGCCCCGCGCCCCCGCCUUGCCCUCAGUUGCACCCCCGGGGGCCCAGGCGGCGCGCACCGGCGUGGAGCUGCGGGUGGCCAGACGUCGAGGGCUGCAGCGCUCACAGUCAGACCUCAGCUCCCGCUACUCUCUGUCCAAAGCCGAGUUUGACACCUUUUUCCAGUACUGUGGCCUGGAUCCCGAGGUGAUCGAGGCUCUUGGGAAGGAAAACUUCUCCGCGGGGUCCGACCAUGUCGCCCUCAAGGUGCGCAGCGUAAGUGUGGCCACUUCCGACAGCGGCUUCUCCCGGCACAGCGACGGGGACAACGAUGGGCUGCAGGAGGAGGAGCUCGUAGAACAGGUGCCCAGCACCACGUCUGUAGUCGAGAGGAAUGCCCGCAUCAUCAAGUGGCUGUUCACGUGCAAGAAGGCCAAGGAGACCUCCAGCCAGGGGCCUGCGUGAAGUCCUGCGUUCAAGACCAGGAACCCAGGAAACAGACCUUACUGGUGACAAGAAGACCCCUUGAUGUUGUGGAUGACUUGCAACCCCUGGCCAUUUGUGCAGUGUGCCCCAAGGACACAUGACUGCUGCUUUUCGAGGAAUCGAGCAUCCUGCUGACAAAGCUUGCUGACUACAGAAGGGUUGAUGGGAGACAUGUCAAGGGCAUCUUUUUGAUUGACUUGGUGACAAAGAGAUGCUACAAUACAUGACAAUAGAUGACAAUGUCUUCAUUUUUUUUGAAACAAAAAGGAGAAAGCCAUGAAAAUCAAGCACGUGUGGCAUGGUUUUAUUCCUUUUGACUGAUUGACUCCAUGUGAAGUUCUGUAACCACCAGGAAGCUUUCUGCUUCAAUGCUGUGUCUAACAGCAGACACACUUGGUCUCUAAAGCUUCACUGCAGACUACAAAGCACCACUCACUACCAUCUGAAUUUUCCCAAACAGCAUGACUGAUGGUCUUCUUCUGUGAGUCAGAAAGCACAUUCAGAAUCCCUCCAGGGCAACAGGGUCAUUCUGUCGGUGCCACUCCUUCCUGCUAGGUGGUAGUCAUGUGGAAGGACACGGUGGAAGAUACACGGAAGCAAAGGUAUUGCUGAGUAAAGCAAUACCUUUAUUGUCCCUGAACGGUUUCCUUGAGAGUUGGAGAAGAGUCUUGGGGUCCUCUUGUCAGGUCUGAAGUGGUAUUCCCAGGUAUAAUUCAAGAAGUGCCCCCAUUCUCAUCUGCAGAGGAGAGACUCCUGGCCCCACAAGCAUGGGCACCUGGAACGGGAGCUCUUCACGGCCUGGUGUCCAGUCCAGUGCUCACUGCACACACCAUGGAAUCAGCUGAAUUUGGCACAGUUCCCUCUGUGGAGAGCAUGUUUUGCAGGCAGGGAUGGCAUCUGGUUGUGGGGAGACUCUGGGAUCUGCAUGUUCAUGGGAGCUACAGGAGCCCUGACUUAACACACUCAGGGAAAAGGGAUCACAGAUUCAGAACCUUCUAAGGGAAUCUUCUAUCCAUGAGAACCAGAAGAGAAUUUGUGACCUAGUCAACUCUUUGAAAGCUUACCAUGUUUUAUCAAAAUGUAUCUCCAAAACCAAAAUUACUCAAGGGAAAAAUAUGGGAAGAAAUGGGUCUCUCAGUGGUAACAUUUUGUAACAUCUUAAUAUAUUUGUGUACUUGCGUAAGAAUGUGUUCUGUCUGUGCCUGAUUCAUCGUGAGAGCAGACCUCUGCAUCUCAGUUGCUAGUCCCUGGGAGUUUCACUUUACCUCAUUUGUCUAUCAGCCUAUCAGUUCCAUUGUAAAUCACUUUCUCCUUUCUCAUCUUGUGACUGCAGUGGAAUGUUGGCCACUCUGCAGGGUGCUCAGUCCUAUGGUGUGUUUCCACGUGGUCCCAGGUGAGAGUUCCUGGGGUUUGCCCUCCACAGUGUUGAGAAGCCACACACUACUUGAGAACUGUGCCCUGGUCAUUGCUCUGUAGUGCUGCUGUUUUGCCAUUCACUGUAUUUCAUUUAGUUUGGAGGACAUCAAAGGUGAGAUCUUUCAUGUACCUGUGUCUCUCAUUUUCAGAUGUCCUACUAAUUUUAUAUGUGAAUGCUUUAACUGAACCCUUCAUGUCUUUCUGCUGUCAGAACAGAAUGACUGGCAGCUGAGGUCACACUCACCUUUCAUAUAAUGGAUGAAAAAUAUGGAAACCUAUUGGUUUCUGCUUGAAGCCCCCAACAUCUUCCAGAAUCAUCUGCAUUUUCAGUGGUGGCAUGGGAAAGAGAGGAAAUUCAAACUGACAUUGGAGUGAACCCUGGAAACGAAUACCACAGGGGAGGCCUAGGGAGUGUAUAGUAGGUGUAUCAGUCCAGAGGAAGCAAGCUGGCUGCCUUGCCCCUGCAGAUGCAUGCCUCAGCUGCAUGUGCAGGCAUGUGGCUGAGGUAGACACCGUGUCCUAGCCCCAUUGCUGCCCAUGGUGACCUAAAACAAUGCCACAGAGUUGCUGGAGACAUUUCUAGUAGUUCUCCUCUGCACACACUUGCAACCAGAGUGCAAUAUUUUAUGCUCUGUAUUAAAGAAAUAAAGUGUAGUUUUCAUCUGAUCUCCAUCUGUAAGUUUGAACAAGAUGAAACUUUCCUGAAGGGAGAAUGUGCUCAUUGUAAUCCAUAAUUCCUCCAGUGUGUGUUUCUGCCUUGCCUCUGGAAUGUUGCCUUCUCAGGUUACCAGCAGCAGUGGAGCAUCCCCAGUCUUGGCCUCCUGGAGAUAUGCUGCAGUGAAAACCAUAUGAAUAUUUAGCACUCAAUCUUCUACUGUUUCAUCUAUCUUUUGCUUUAAAAAUAUUUUAUGUUUUACUAAUAUUAUCACUGGAAAUCGGGCAUCCAGAUAAAAAUGAAGGCAGUUUGUACCUUUCUCCUUGGCUCUCAGGGAGCUCUGCUAUUUGGGGCAGGCAGGUGAGGGAGCCUGUGCUCUUGCUGCACUGACCAAGUCAGUUGGUUUCUUUUCAGCCUUGCAACAGCUAUGCCGCAUCUAUAUCAGACCCACAGUCAGGCCUCUUGAGGAGAGUGAGUGCCUCAGCUCUGUAUUUUCAUGAAGAACCAGCCACGCGUAGGGUGCUGUAGAAUGAAGCCUCGUGGCACCCAUGGCCAUCUGACAGCAGUCACCAUGCCUUUCAGUUACAUCUUGAAACUUCUGGAGAGCGAGAAGCAAUAAAGUUACACACAAUGGCUAGCUUAUUAGAUACAUUUAUAUAAAAUGUACAUGUUUCAGAUUGAAUAUUGAACAAGUACAAAAUUGAAUGUCUGGGCUUGCUGCUUGUAGGCCUGGCCUUGGGAGUAGCAGACAAGUCACAGAAGCAACAGGAAGUGUGCCGCCUCCCUCAUCACCUCUGCAGCUGUGCCUCAGAUUCCUGAGUGACUGUCAUCUUUGGGUUAUCAUUUUCAAAAUAGUCACUAACUUUGGAACCACUCCAAAGAGGAGAAUACAUUAAGCCAUUAAUAAUGAUUCACCUUUGAGUGAAAAGGGAGUCUUCAUUAACCCUUCCUGAUGAUCAUUCCUUCCCUCACUUUAGUUCCACCUUCUGAGGAUAACUGUGUCAGAGCUACUGAGGGCACUUGUUACUGUUAGUGCUCAGUCUUGCAUUUUCACUCUUGCCCUCAAUUUGGGCAACUUAGGGUGCUUCCUCCCCGAUGGGGGCAACCUUGAGGUCAGGAUGCAGGAGUUGGAAGUUUCUGGACAUGAGGGACUUGUGGUUUACCUGAAGAGUUGUGAAUUGAGGCAUCUGUUUCAGUCUUGUGUUGGGUUUUCCUACAGCUGUCUGUUCAAAACCUCUGCAUCUUCCUUUGAGAUUCACCACUAAUCACUAUAU
This is a messenger RNA of Sciurus carolinensis (gray squirrel), 4562 nucleotides long. It is a transcript of the gene Fam110c, whose product is annotated as family with sequence similarity 110 member C. The transcript is spliced from 2 exons. The coding region runs from base 228 to 1196 and encodes 322 amino acids. Gene Ontology annotation, molecular function: alpha-tubulin binding. The record is from RefSeq and is a predicted model, not a curated record. Gene Ontology annotation, cellular component: cell cortex. Gene Ontology annotation, biological process: regulation of cell projection assembly; positive regulation of cell migration. Lineage: Eukaryota; Metazoa; Chordata; Mammalia; Rodentia; Sciuridae.